Molecule: messenger RNA, 951 nt
Organism: Saprolegnia parasitica CBS 223.65
Lineage: Eukaryota; Oomycota; Saprolegniomycetes; Saprolegniales; Saprolegniaceae
Exons: 1
Coding region: 1-951 (316 amino acids)
Molecular function (GO): acetyltransferase activity
Source: RefSeq, a predicted model, not a curated record
AUGGCAACACCGACGCCGGCCAUGGACCUCGACGCGUACCUUGCGCGCAUUGGCCUCACGCGCGACGCGCUUACCGCCGACGUUUCGCUGACGCAGCUGGCGACUAUCGUCACCCACCACGGUCGCGCGAUCCCUUUCGAAAACCUCGCGGGCUGCGGCGUCUUCCCCAUUGCGCACGCGACCAACGGCGAAGUCGUCUCGCUGCAGCUAGACAAUAUCGUGCAAAAGCUCGUGCACGACAAGCGCGGCGGCUACUGCUUUGAGCAGAACGGCUUGCUCGCGGCUGUGCUCCGAAGCCUCGGCUACGUCGUCGCCACGCACAGCGCGCGCGUUGUCAUGGCCAACAACGACCCCGAAAAGGCGGUCUACGAUCUCUCGGGCCUCAGCCAUGCGAUUCUGAUCGUCGACGCGAUGAAUGCCAGUGGCGAGAUGGCCAAGUACCUCUGCGAUGUGGGCUUUGGCGGGCGUGGCCAGCCGCCGUGCCCGAUGCGUCUCGAGCCAGGCGCCGCGUCGCGCGUCGAGGCUGCGCACGGCGAGCGCUACGAGCUCGCCGCCGUCUCGCUGACGCACCACUGGACGACGUCCGAUUUUAGCGGCCGCUUUGUUUUGGCCAAGGCGCCGACGACCGGCGAUCAAUUUGCUGUCUACUAUCGCACGGGGAAGGACAAGCCCAUGUUCCCGAGCUACGUCUUCUCGACGUCGGUCGUCACGACGCAGGCCGAUUAUGCAAUGGCCAAUUGGUACUGCUCGGCGAGCCCGCUUUCGUUCUUGGCGCAGCAACCGCUCGUGGUGCGUCGGUCGGGUGCGACGUUGUGGACACUGACCGCCAAUCAAUUUACAAAGUACGAGGCGGGCGUCGUCGUCGACGCGCGAACCAUCGAUGACAAGGAUGCGCUUCUCGCGCUCCUGGCGACGUCGUUUGAGCUCACGCCGACGACCAAGGGACCGUGA